This is a messenger RNA of Eptesicus fuscus (big brown bat), 1233 nucleotides long. It is a transcript of the gene SLC25A31, whose product is annotated as solute carrier family 25 member 31. Bases 1 to 972 code for a protein of 323 amino acids. Gene Ontology annotation, cellular component: mitochondrial inner membrane. Gene Ontology annotation, molecular function: ATP:ADP antiporter activity. The transcript is spliced from 6 exons. Lineage: Eukaryota; Metazoa; Chordata; Mammalia; Chiroptera; Vespertilionidae. Gene Ontology annotation, biological process: mitochondrial ATP transmembrane transport; mitochondrial ADP transmembrane transport. The record is from RefSeq and is a predicted model, not a curated record.
AUGCAGCGUGACCCUCCAAAGAAGAAGCCGGAGAAGAAGCCGGAAAAGCGGUUCUUUGACGUCGUGUCCUUCGGGAAGGACCUGCUGGCCGGCGGGGUGGCGGCGGCUGUGUCCAAGACCGCCGUGGCGCCCAUAGAGCGGGUGAAGCUUCUGCUGCAGGUGCAGGCGUCGUCCAAGCAGAUCUCCCCCGAGGCGCAGUACAAAGGCAUGGUGGACUGUCUGGUGCGGAUUCCCCGCGAGCAGGGUUUCUUCAGUUAUUGGCGUGGCAAUUUUGCAAAUGUUAUUCGGUAUUUUCCAACACAAGCUCUAAAUUUUGCUUUUAAGGACAAAUACAAACAACUUUUCAUGUCUGGAGUUAAUAAAGAAAAACAGUUCUGGAGAUGGUUUUUGGCAAACCUGGCUUCUGGUGGAGCAGCUGGGGCAACAUCCUUAUGUGUAGUAUAUCCACUAGAUUUUGCUCGAACCCGAAUAGGUGUUGAUAUUGGAAAAGGUUCUGCAGAGCGACAAUUCAAGGGUUUAGGUGACUGUAUUAUGAAAAUAGCAAAAUCAGACGGAAUUGUUGGUUUAUACCAAGGGUUUGGUGUUUCAGUACAGGGCAUCAUUGUGUACCGAGCCUCUUAUUUUGGAGUUUAUGACACAGUUAAGGGCUUAUUACCCAAACCAAAGGAAACCCCAUUUCUUGUCUCCUUUUUCAUUGCUCAAGUUGUGACUACAUGCUCUGGAAUACUCUCUUAUCCCUUUGACACAGUUAGAAGACGUAUGAUGAUGCAGAGCGGUGAGACUGAACGGCAGUAUAAAGGAACUAUAGACUGCUUUGUGAAGAUAUACCAACACGAGGGAUUCAUUGCAUUUUUUCGUGGUGCCUUCUCCAAUGUCCUUCGUGGUACAGGAGGCGCUUUAGUGUUGGUAUUAUAUGAUAAAAUUCAAGAAUUCCUUAACAUUGGUAUUGGAGGUAGUUCAUCAGGAGAUUAAAUUGAGAAAUGCAUACAUUUAACUUGUUAAACAUACAAAUUAUAUAGCUGCCAUUUGUAUAUAUUUUGAUAGUUGGUUAUUACUGUCAGUAUUUUUUAAAGUGGUAAUUCUACAAUAAAGCAUAAGCUUUUUAAAGCAUUUAAAUACUAAAAAUCAGAUAAAUGUGGGUUUCCUUCCCACUGAGACUCAAACUCACUUUACUGAGACAUUUUACUUAUAAUUAGUUUACGUUAUUUUUAUUAGUUAAAAUCUUCUUCUUUU